Molecule: messenger RNA, 606 nt
Organism: Trichomonas vaginalis G3
Lineage: Eukaryota; Parabasalia; Trichomonadida; Trichomonadidae
Product: assembly abnormal protein 6-related family
Exons: 1
Coding region: 1-606 (201 amino acids)
Source: RefSeq, a predicted model, not a curated record
AUGUUUGCAUCAAUGAAAAAGACCGAACAAACAAAAAAAUACAGAGUUCCUUACGGAACUUUCGAACUCUUUGAUGCAGACAUACCAUUCACUUGUCAGAAUGGAGAAAACAAGGAAGUUAUCAAUUUUCAUUUAAAAAUGUCUAAGAAAAGACUUCUAGAUACUCUCAAAUGGCUUAAAUUCGAAAUUACUUUAGAUUCAGAUAUAUUUUAUCUUAUAGAAUCCAAAUUUACUGCAGAAGAUUACGAUAAACUAAUUCAACAAAGCAAAACUAAAGCAAAUUUUGAACAAUUUGCAUACGAACUUUUAGAUAUUCUUAGAAAUACUACGAAAAAUCAAAAGAAGUAUAAUGUAACGUUUUAUCCCAAUGAAGAUGGGGCAAAAAUUAUCAUUCAAAAACUUACAGAUUUACAAAUAAUAGAAUUGUUAACACCUACUUUCGUUAAGGCUAACAAUAGCGAUGCAUUGACUCGAGGAAAUAACAAAAUUGAAGCGCUCAAACAGAAAUUAUAUGCAAAAGAAUCAGAAAUCAAGCAAUUUUUCAAAGAGAUAAAGAAGAAAGAUGCAGUAAUGUACGAUUUAUACUUCAAAAAAUUAGAUAUUUAA